Molecule: messenger RNA, 2269 nt
Organism: Anopheles funestus (African malaria mosquito)
Lineage: Eukaryota; Metazoa; Arthropoda; Insecta; Diptera; Culicidae
Gene: peng
Product: protein penguin
Exons: 3
Coding region: 128-2185 (685 amino acids)
Biological process (GO): regulation of translation
Cellular component (GO): nucleolus
Molecular function (GO): mRNA binding
Source: RefSeq, a predicted model, not a curated record
GUGGCAUGCCAAUGCGCUGUCAUCGUGCAGUGCAGCACAAGAAAACGUGUUUUUGUUGAUUACAACCGCUAGAAACCGCAUUUAUUUGUAAAAAGGGAAUUUAACUCGAGAAUACUAGUGUAGAAUUAUGAUUCAAACAAAGAAACGAUCUGUAUCUGCGUCCGAAAACGGUACAUCCGUUUCCGGAUCGGACAAACCGGUCAAAAAAGUUAAGAAAAACGUCGUCAGCAAACCGGUGGACAAACCGAAAGCGAAAACACUGAAGAAGGACAGUGUGGUAAAGCCGAGUUUGAGCAAACCUAAAGGGAAAUUUCAGAAGAAAACUAUCGCUGAAAAGCCGGGCGAGAAGGUUGAGAAAAAACCAUUCGUUGCAAAUACGCCAGAAUCGAAAAAGGAGUACUGGAAUGGAUUGAAGGCAAAGCAGAAGGAGCUUCGGCAGCAGCGUCGACAGAACAAAUCGAAGGAACUGUACGAGCUCAGCGUGAGUGCAAAGAAAAUUUACGAAAAGUUGAAACGUAAGACGGCCGAAAACAAGGAGGAACUUGUGCAAAAGCUCCACGAACUUCUGGGCCAGCAGAACGCUUACGCGAAGAUAGCCACCUCGCACGAUACCGCACGCGUCAUCCAGUGCAUGAUCAAGAAUGCAUCGGAAGAGAUACGGGAUCAAAUCGCAACCAGUCUAAUGCCUACCUUGGUCGAUCUGGCUACGUCAAAGUAUGGUCACCAUUGUGUUAGCAGCUUGUUCAAGAACGGUUCGAAGCCGCUAUGGGCCCGUGUCGUAAACGCCAUCAUUAAGGACGUUCUGAAGCUGGUUAAUCACACGUUUUCCAGCGCGAUCGUAGACACGGCGUACAAUGAGUACGCAACAAACGAGCAGCGUAGCUUCAUGCGUCAACCCUUCUACUCUGAACUGUUCAAGCUGGACAAGGAUCGUACCGUGCAAACGAUGAAGGACUGCUGGAAAUCGAACACAUAUAUGAAGACGAAUGUGGUAUCAACAGUGAAAGCACAUUUACUGCAGGCGGCAAACAAGAAGCUCACGGACAAUAGUUUGCUGCAUGCACUGCUGGCGGAAUUUCUGGAAGAAGCAGGCAGCACGGAACGAUCGGAAGUGAUCGAACUGUAUCUGCCACUGUUGGCGUCCAUUUCAAGCACACGGGACGGCACUGGUGCAGCGAUUUACUGCUUCCUGCACUCGGUCGUGAAAGAUCGUCGAGCCGCACUAAAAGCCAUGAAGCCGUACAUCGAAAAGCUGUCAAUACACGAGCAUGGUCACCGGUUGAUUAUGUGCAUACUGAACUGCUACGAUGAUACGGUUACACUGGGCAAGCAGGUGAUCAAUCCCAUAAUGGAACAGAUAGAAACGAUUGUUGGAAGCGGUGAAUGGGGCCGGAAGGUAGUCGGUUGGAUGUUCUCUCCGGAAGACAAGGAUUUGCUACACCCGAGCCAAAUCGAGCUGUUGAACGGAUACCUAGAGCACAGCAAGAAGGACAAGGAAAUACGCCGCAAAGAGGUGUUGGCUGCAGCCAAGGACAGCUUCUGCACGAAGCUGGAAAGCAAUCCUACCUUUUGGUUGCGUGGUGGUCACACAGCCCUGUUGACUUCGGCUAUACUGAAAAACCUCCAAGGAGAAGAAUUAGCCCGUCUGCAUCGUGCCCUAGCAAAGGUGGUAUGCGACCCCGAUUGGAAAGUGCACGAGAAUGAAAUCAAUCUUGAUGGGUCAAUUCUUUCGUUAGAGGCAGACAAAAAGCCAAAAGAAAACGUUAAACCGGCAACGGCGGGAACAGAGCGAAAGAUAAAGAAAAUCAAAAAAAGCCCAUUUGAGGAGGAGAAAGCAGCAUCCCGAGAGAAGCAACUGGCCGCUAAUCCGUUGAUUAACGGCACCGAGCAUGCAGGCCUACACAUUGCGCUGAAGAAAAUGAUCAAGCAAGAUCAGGAAAAGCGACAGCUUGCCGGUGAAGACGUCUCACAGUUUGGGCUAGCGAUCGUAGAGGAACUGACCGUGGAGCAAACGUCAACGUGGAUUACCCAGAAUCGCACUUCGUUCUUAUUGUUGCUAGUUUUCGAAAAUUCCACCGAGGAAGUGCAGCAAAUGUUGAGAAAAAAGCUCGUGCCACUCAAGCAGGAACUAAAAGCCCAGAAACACACUGGCGCUAAACUGUUGGCGGAGAAACUGAAGUUGUAGCAUGGAAAGUACACGAUGCCCAGCAGGAUGUGCAUGAUAUAAACGGAAAAGUAAAUACUUAUAUAAAUGGAUACGAAAUGAAAA